GCAAAUGCUGGCAAGCUGGAAGGACACUGUCUGGCUUUUGUGGAGAGGAAUGGCGUGGAACGGGAGACGGAGCGGAGGCAGCCCCAGGCAAGUGAUCGUCUUCCUUCUGUGCGUUUGCGUGUGGCAGAGCGCGGCCGAAAGCCUCCGCUAUUCUCUGGCGGAGGAGAUGGAGAGGGACUCGUUGGUGGGCAAUAUCGCGCAGGACCUGGGGCUUGCUCCGAGCCAGCUGGCGGCUCGCAAGGCGCGCGUUGUGUCCGAGGGGAGCCAGCAGCUUUUCCGCCUGAACCCGAGCAGCGGAGUGCUGACGGCCAAGGAGUCUCUGGACCGAGAGGAGAUCUGUCCACAGAGAGAGACCUGCACACUCUUCUUUAAGGUGUUUCUUGACAACCCGUUGGAGCUGAUCCGAGGGGAAGUGGAGCUUCUUGACGUGAAUGACAAUUCCCCUGUGUUCCCACAGGAGGAAAUGGUUUUAGAGAUUUCCGAAAUGACCUCUCCAGGGUCCCGUUUCCCUAUUGAAAGUGCCCGUGACAAGGACCCGGGCAGCAACGGCUUGCAGAAUUACAGCCUCGAAUCGAAUAUGCAUUUCUCCCUAGCUUUCGGAAACGGGAAAGGAGGAGGAAAAUAUCCAGAGCUUGUCCUAGAGAAGCAACUGGACCGAGAAGAGCAACCAGUGCUGAAUUUACUUCUGACAGCCACCGACGGAGGAUCCCCACCCAAGUCAGGCAUGGCUCACAUCCGGAUCGUAGUGCUAGAUGCCAAUGACAACACCCCGACGUUCAGUCGAGAGACUUACGAAGUGCGUUUGGAAGAGAACAGCUCCCCGGGGCAGAUCGUGGCCAGAAUCGAGGCCACAGAUCCUGACGAAGGGUCCUACGGUAAAGUGCAGUACGCGUUCACCCAAACACUGGAGGGAUCUCAGCAGCUCUUCGACCUGAAUCCUGAUACAGGAGAGAUUCGGUUAGCAGGAAAACUGGACUUCGAGGAUGUACAAAAGCACGAGAUGAUGGUGAAAGCCACCGACGGCGGAGGGUUGUAUACUAACUGCAAAGUGCAGGUGCAGAUCAUGGACGUAAAUGACAACCCCCCAGAGAUAGCGCUGACCUCACACACUGCCUCUAUUCCCGAGGACGCUCCCCCACGCACUGUGGUGGCACUCUUCAGCGUGCGAGACCGGGACUCAGGUGACAACGGUAGGACGGAGUGCACCAUCGAUGGGGACCUACCCUUUACCCUCACUCCCACAUUCGAUAAUUACUACGAGCUGAGAACCAGCGCGGCACUGGACAGGGAGACGACGGCGGAGUACAACAUCAGCAUCCGAGCGACGGACUGGGGCCAGCGGCGCCUGAGCGCCCUUGAAAGCCUGUGGGUGCAGGUGGGGGACGUGAACGACAACGCCCCCGCCUUCAGCCAGGAGCUGUACAGCCUGUGGCUGACGGAGAACAACAGGCCGAUGGUGCGCAUCGGGCGCGUGCAGGCGAGCGACGCGGACGCGGGCAGCAACGCGCGCGUGCAGUACGCGCUGGUGCGCGGGGAGGGCGCGGAGCAGCCCGCGCUGUCGGUGAACGCGGAGAGCGGCGAGGUGUACGUGGUGCGGGCGCUGGACUACGAGCGGCUGCGCGCCUUGGAGGUGCGGGUGCGCGCCACGGACGGCGGCUGGCCGGCGCUGAGCGCGCAGGCGGUGCUGCGCGUGCUGGUGCGCGACGAGAACGACAACGCGCCGGUGGUGCUGCACCCGGGCGGCGAGAGCGGCGCGGGCGCGGGCGAGCUGGUGCCGCGCUGGGCGCCGGCGGGCUACCUGGUGGCCAAGGUGGUGGCGGUGGACGCGGACGCGGGCCAGAACGCCUGGCUGUCGUACGAGCUGGCCAAGGCCACGGAGCCGGGGCUCUUCCGCCUCGGGCCGCACAGCGGCGAGCUGCGCACGGCCAGGGCCGUGGCCGAGCGCGACGCGCCCCGACACAGCCUCGUCGUGCUCGUGCGAGACCGCGGCCAGCCGCCGCGCUCGGCCAGCGCCACCCUCGCCGUCGCCCUGCUCCGCGACUUCUCCGACGCCCACGCAAGCCUCGCCCACGACCCGCCGCCCCACGAGCCCGACCACACGCUCACGCUCUACCUCAUCGCCUGCCUGGCCUGCGUCUCCGCGCUCUGCCUGGCCACCGGCCUGGCCGCGCUGCUCACGAAGCUGCGGCGGGACCGGCGCAAGCGCGCCGAGCCCUUGCCCACCUUCCCGACGGCUGUGGCCGACAGCGACGCAGGCUCCCUUCCCCGCAGCCUGGUGUACGACGUCUGCUUGGCCACCGGCACCCUGAGCAGCGACUUUCACUUCCUGGGGCCUCUCUUGCCCUGCUUCUCGGCCGGCCUGCACCCCAGCAAUGCCGCUCAGCGGAGCUCGGUAAUCUCUCAAGAUGUUGCGAACGUCGGAGAAGAAGGCGACUCAGUUGCACAGGGCAAGAAGGACUAA
Messenger RNA from Pogoniulus pusillus (Red-fronted tinkerbird), 2461 nucleotides. RefSeq names its product protocadherin beta-16-like. Gene Ontology annotation, cellular component: plasma membrane. The coding region runs from base 5 to 2461 and encodes 818 amino acids. NCBI's taxonomy places the organism in Eukaryota, Metazoa, Chordata, Aves, Piciformes, Lybiidae. The transcript is spliced from 3 exons. Gene Ontology annotation, biological process: homophilic cell-cell adhesion. The record is from RefSeq and is a predicted model, not a curated record. Gene Ontology annotation, molecular function: calcium ion binding.